Messenger RNA from Trichobilharzia szidati, 2602 nucleotides. NCBI's taxonomy places the organism in Eukaryota, Metazoa, Platyhelminthes, Trematoda, Strigeidida, Schistosomatidae. The record is from the annotation of a GenBank genome assembly.
GUCGAUCUCAAGGUCGACCUAAUGCGAAGGACGGCAUGGUUGCACAAAUUCAACCUGUUCAGCAUUACUUAACAACAUGCUUCGAACCUGUCCAUCCAGAGUCCGCUGACUAACCACUUGUUGCUGGUUACCCAUCUCUGCAGAAAUUCUUAAGAGCUCAUAAUGGUUACGCAUAAUGAUAUUUUGGAUAUUAUAAAGCCAAUUAAACGUGGUGAAAAUGAUGCCUCAGUUGAAUUUCCUUUUGAGCGAAUUUCACGUUAUUUGCUUCUUGAUGAAAAAGAUCUUCCAGAUGACCUUCGAAAAUUACUGGUUGAAAAUAUUGUAAGUGCUGCUUUCGAUCCAUCACUUAUAAGGCUGAAAGGUUUUGAGUUGUUAUUUCCUGGUCUUUGGAAUUUUGUGUUUCUAAGAUCAUCAGAGGUAAAUUGGGCAUCAUCACAAGUGUUUCCUAUAUUGAAUCAAAUUGUACGGUUCAACUGUUUUGUCGACUUCGCUGACCAGCUUCCAUCUGUCCUAGUUAUUUCAGUUAAAAAAGCCUCUGAAUUAUAUAUGCUCGACGCGGAUUGUCUUUUGUUUUUAGAUGCACUUUUGCAGUUUGGCAUGAAACAUAACAUUGACUUGGAUGACGCCCUUUUAAAAAGCGUCAUCAUUUGUGGUAAUGAAUUCGAUUCGUCAUGUAAAGAUGACUCACUCUGGAAUCGUUUGCUUUUAAUAAUAAAGUUGAUAAACUCAAUGACAUCAGUCGACAAUACUGACAAUUUAUUGGAAUCACUCAAACAACCGAUUUUAUUUUGCUUAGACUGCUUGAAGACUAAAAGGUUUUUCAGCAUCAGUAAACAGUUCUGUCUUGUCCUUCAAUUUUUGUCUGGUUUGACAACUUUGUAUCAGUCGUUUAAGUGGUUAGAAGAUUUUUGCUAUAAAUCUAAUAAUGGUGAACCAUUUACACUAAUUGUUACAACUGUCACUAUUGAACUGCGUCUUUAUCUGUCUCAGCAAAUGCCAUCUAACAAAAAUAAGAGCAUUUGUAAUCAACAGUCAAUUGUGGAGUUGAAUACUGGGAAUAGUUCUAUACAGCGCUUUCUUACAGAUAUCAUGGUUGACUCGGAUCCUGUAAUAAUUAGCCGAAAUAUAUCGGAAGCAUGUUUCGUCCUUUUUCGAUACAGCUUAAAAGAAAUAGAGAAAGGCAAUAACACUGACGAUACGGUAGAUAAUUGUGACAUCGCGUCUACUGGCUGCCUAAUUUCCUAUGCCUCAGAUGAAACAGUGAAGAAUAUAUGGUUACAGUGCGUAGAUACUGGUGAAGAUCUACUAGAUUUCUUGUUAGCUUACAGUGCUAUGGUGAAACAGGAGUGCGAUUACGACUCACAUUUCUUAUGGGAUAAUUCUACCAAACAAAUCAAAUCACUUGGUGCACUUCUGAUAGAAGUAUACUUCAGUUGGUUGGCAGUUUACUUCACCACACAUUGUAUGCAGUGUGAAAAUGCUAGUGAGACUACGUCUGCUUUUGAAAGACUAUUCGACAAGUAUUUGGCUCCGAUUUCACCAAUUUUGAGUUCACUCAUGACAUAUUAUUUUGAGAAACAUUCCAUGUUAUCUGAUCCUGAAAAUCAUUCUACUGACGAUCUUAAGUGGAUUCAAUCAGUGGCAAACAUUUGUAGUGUAAUAAUUCAAUUAUCUACAAUAACUUCAAAUCCGAAGUUUUCCACUGAUUGGUUUCCAUGGGAUUCUGUUGACAAGCCAUUUUGUGGUGAAAUUGUUUGUAAUUGGUUGAAGAAAAUGUGGAAUUUUGAUUUUCUAAGUGUGCAAACAUGCUUAUCAAGUCCAGUUAUAGAAAUGCUUACUAACAUUCUGGAACUGAUUGAUACUUGCGUAUUGGAUUCACAGAUAGUCAAGUCGACGGAAAAUAUUAAAGAGAGUAAUUUAUACAAGUGGUUGGCAGAACCCGGCGAAUUAUUUCACUUAUUCAUUGGUAGUUGGAUAUCUUUCUACGGUGCUGUUGGUCGGCUUCAUGGUGUGUGAAUUGGUGUCCCAAGGAUAUAAGACAGCAUACACAUCCUCUGGGUUCAUCGUUCAACCGUACUAGCCAGUUCUCUCCAAAGAACUAAAACGAAGUGUUCUUAAAGUUAAACUAGCCAAAAUCAAAAUCAUUUCCGCCAAAUAACUGCAAUCUUUGGUUAUAUAUUGCUCAUCGUAGCACACUCCCAGUUAAUUCAUUCUUUAUUUUGUUAUCCGUACCUAGAAGUCACGUAGUCUGCUGAUUAAGUUGUUAUUGUCCCAACUGUUUUAUUAUUCUAACCACUUCAUCUUGUACUGCUUACUAUACAAUCAGUUUGGAAGCUAAUUUAUUUCUUAAUUACUCCCUAUUUUUCCAGAAUUUUACAUUGUGUUAUCCACUUGUUUCAUGUCUGCAAAUAUUUUACCCUAUAAAUAUUGCAAUAAUUUUCUUAGUUAAUUAUCAACUCUCCGACAUAUUGAUAUUGACUAAUUACUCUUAACAGAAUUAUCAACACUAGAUCGGUAAAUUUUGUACUAAAAUAACUAUAUAAAUGUGAGUAGAGCCGUAGAUCUAAACCUAACUGAAAGGUAAAUAUUUCUUUACUCGUUC